CUGCAGCUUCAGAACGGCAGAAAUAGCGACCAAUUGUGCGUUUCCACUAGGAUUGCCUACCAAUCGGUGGUGGCAGCGCUGACUCUGUUCCCCCAAUAGGGAGAGCGCAGAUGGGGAAGCUACUUCCUGGAGACCACAGGUGUGGUGGUGAGCUCCGCGCCCCUAGGCGGACCGGCUUCUGAAGCUGGCAGGAUGAAUGUGGGGGUGGCACACAGCGAAUUAAACCCCAACACUCGAGUGAUGAAUAGCCGGGGCAUCUGGCUGGCCUACAUCAUCUUGGUAGGACUGCUGCAUGUGGUUCUCCUCAGCAUCCCCUUCUUCAGCAUUCCUGUUGUCUGGACCCUGACCAACGUCAUCCAUAACUUGGCUAUGUAUGUCUUCUUACAUACAGUUAAGGGGACACCCUUUGAGACCCCUGACCAAGGAAAGGCUCGGCUGCUGACAUACUGGGAGCAGAUGGACUAUGGUCUCCAGUUCACCUCGUCCCGCAAGUUCCUCAGCAUCUCCCCUAUUGUACUCUACCUCCUGGCCAGCUUUUAUACCAAGUAUGACGCUGCUCACUUCCUCAUCAACACAGCAUCACUGCUCAGUGUACUGCUGCCUAAGUUGCCCCAAUUUCAUGGGGUUCGUGUCUUUGGCAUCAAUAAAUACUGAGGGAUGGGGCUGGGUGGGGACAGCUCCACCGGCAUGGGGAAGUCAUUGAAACAAAAGGCUAUAACAUCCUUCUCUUCUUUGCCGUACUGUCUUCCAUAUUUUGAAAGCCCGAGAACCAUACCACCUUUCCCAAACUCUCAGGAAGAGAAGACAUUGGAAAAUGGGGCUCCUGGGCCCGGUCCUGCUGGGCAAGUUGCUUUGACUCAGGAGAGGCCAAUGAUGUAAGGGCCAAAUCACUCACCUCCACACAGGAAGCCACGUUUGGGCGCUUGUUUGGUGAUCAUAUUUUUCCAUGUUUUCUGUCCCUACCACCUUCUGGCUUUGUUUCACUUGUAUUUUCCUUAUAAUAAAGACAAUUUUUUUUUCA
Molecule: messenger RNA, 1021 nt
Organism: Carlito syrichta (Philippine tarsier)
Lineage: Eukaryota; Metazoa; Chordata; Mammalia; Primates; Tarsiidae
Gene: ORMDL2
Product: ORMDL sphingolipid biosynthesis regulator 2
Exons: 4
Coding region: 193-654 (153 amino acids)
Biological process (GO): ceramide metabolic process; negative regulation of ceramide biosynthetic process; intracellular sphingolipid homeostasis
Cellular component (GO): endoplasmic reticulum membrane
Source: RefSeq, a predicted model, not a curated record